CUCAACAGUCUCACUCAACACAUCCUCAUCAACAGACAUCAGCAGGUUGAAAUAUGAGUAAAGAAGAGUUUGAAAAGACCUCUUUGGAGUUCAACAAGCUUCAAAACGAUCUGUCGACGCUGUUGUCGACACGUCAACAACUGGAGACCCAGUUCCAGGAGAAUGACAUUGUUCGUAAAGAGUUUGAAUCACUCGAUGACGACGCUAAGAUCUACAAACUUACUGGCCCGGUACUGCUACCACAGGACAAGGCCGAAGCUGAGAUGAAUGUGGACAAGAGAAUCGAGUUCAUCAAGAAGGAGAUUGAAAGAGCAGAGGGGUCGAUCACCACCACACAGGCCAAGCUGGACCAGGCGAGGGAAAAGCUCAUACAGAUUCGCUCAUCUCUUCAGUCAUAACCGUGUAUUUCAUCUUCUUUUGGUUGUAUAUAGAACUACAUAUACAUAUGUAAAGAAAUCAACCUCUUGUUGCUUGGCUCUUAAUCAGGUUCAGUCCACUGUUCACCGUGUAGAACAGAAACUCUUCAACGUCAUUGUAGACCUGGCCCAGAUCACCGAGGU
Molecule: messenger RNA, 560 nt
Organism: Williopsis jadinii
Lineage: Eukaryota; Fungi; Ascomycota; Saccharomycetes; Phaffomycetales; Wickerhamomycetaceae
Gene: YKE2
Product: tubulin-binding prefolding complex subunit YKE2
Exons: 2
Coding region: 54-398 (114 amino acids)
Biological process (GO): chaperone-mediated protein complex assembly; protein folding
Cellular component (GO): prefoldin complex; cytoplasm
Molecular function (GO): protein-folding chaperone binding
Source: RefSeq, a predicted model, not a curated record